GCACCGCUGGACAUUUAGCGGCCUGUGAUCGAGAUCGACUGUCAGAGGCUCCAGGAUCCACUGGUUGGUGACAACCGCACUACGUUGCAGGGCAAUCCCUUGAAGUGGCUCCUUUGAUUCUGCUCUUUUUCUAGAGUUUGGCGCCGAGAUGCUGUUACGGGGACAGUUUAAAACUGCCCCGGUGGGUUUAGUCCUGCUGGGACGGGCCUCGGCUGUGUUGUAAUAAACUUGGUUUCUUUCCAGCAUGGCAGAGUCCAGAGCGUCUGUGUGCAGGGAGAGAGCCUGGGGGGAAUGGGGGUGUCACAUGGACUCAAGCACCUUCUGAAACCCCCCUCCCCUCCCAUUGCCUCUCUCGCCCUGACAGGCUGAGGAAUCACGUCUAGAUUUUGCUCCAGAUCGACCCAGGAGACAGGGCAGGGAAAUGGCUGUGAUGGAGCCAGCUCAGAUGCCGGUGACCUUUGAGGAGGUGGCUGUGUAUUUCACCCAGGGGCAGGGGACUCUGCUGGACCCCGCUCAGAGAGCCCUCUACAGGGACGUCAUGCAGGAGAACUACGAGACGGUGACCUCGCUGGGAUUUCCCUUUCCCAAACCUGACCUGAUCGCCCGGCUGGAACGAGGGGAAGGGCCGUGGGUCCCGGAUCUCCAGGCCUGGGUGGAAAAAGAGAUCCCAAGAGGCACUUGCACAGCAGGUGAUGAGCAAGGGAGUGAGAAAGAGGAAGGGAAUCACCAUGAGGAAGUUCCUGGGGAAGUGGAACCACAGGGAACCUUUGUGGGAAGAGUUGAAGGGAAUUUUUCCCAAUGCUUGGAGGAGGGAGAAGCCUGGGGAAAUUGGCACAGGUCAGAGAGGUUGUUGGGAAACCACCCAAGGAAGAAAGUGGAUGAAUCUAUUAAAAGUGGGGGAGGAGACAAGGAUUCCACAGCUCACCACACAAAUCCCAAGGAAGAAAAACCCUACCAGUGCCUUGAAUGUGGGAAAAGAUUCAUUCUGAAAUCACACCUUGUGAAACAUCAGAUAAUCCAUAUUGGAGAGAAACCUCUUCAAUGCUUGGACAUUAUGGAAAGCUUCAGUACCUGCUCACUUCUUAAUAACCAUGGGAGAAGCCACACGGGAGAGAAUCCCUAUCCAUGCCUCGAGUGCGGGAAAUGUUUCAGUGGGAAGUCAGAACUAAUUAGACAUCAGACAGUCCACACAGGAGAGAGACCCCACAAGUGCUUGGACUGUGGGAAAAGUUUCAUGUGGAGAUCACAUCUUAUUAGACAUCAGAGAGUCCACACAAGAGAGAGAGCAUAUAAAUGCUUGGUGUGUGGGAAAAGCUUCAGUGACAGCACAAACCUUACUAACCAUCGGAGAAUCCACAGAGGAGAGAGACCCUAUAAAUGCCUCGAUUGUGGGCACUCUUUUGGUUGGAAGUCCAAUCUUAUCACACAUCAGAGAAUCCACACAGGAGAGAGACCCCAUAAGUGCUUGGACUGUGGGAAAAGUUUCACACAGCGAUCAGCACUUGUUACACAUCAGACAGUCCACCCAGGAAAGGGACGCUAUAAAUGCUUGGAGUGUGGGAAAAGUUUCAGUUGGAAGUCAGGCCUUAUAACACAUCAGAGAAUCCACACAGGGGAGAAACCCCAUAAGUGCUUGGACUGUGGGAAAAAUUUCAUACAGAGAUCAAACCUUACUAAGCAUCAGGCAAUCCACACUGGAGAGAGACCCCAUAAGUGCUUGAACUGUGAGAAAAGUUUCACAUUGAGAUCAGCCCUUGUUACACAUCAGGCAGUCCACACCGGAGAGAGACCUCAUAAGUGCUUGGACUGUGGGAAAAGUUUCACAUGGAGAUCAGGCCUUGUUACACACCAGGCAAUCCACACAGGAGAGAGACCCCAUAAGUGCUCGGACUGUGGGAAAAGUUUCAUACAGAAAGCACACCUUAUUAGACAUCAGACAGUCCACACAGUAGAGAGACCCCAUAAGUGCUUGGACUGUGGGAAAAGUUUCACACAGAGAUCAGCACUUGUUACACAUCAGACAGUCCACACAGGAGAGGGACGCUAUAUAUGCUUGGAGUGUGGGAAAAGUUUCAGUUGGAAGUCAAGCCUUAUAACACAUCAGAGAAUCCACACAGGAGAGAAACUCCAUAAGUGCUUGGACUGUGGGAAAAAUUUCAUACAGAGAUCAAACCUUACUAAGCACCAGGCAAUCCACACAGGAGAGAGACCCCAUAAGUGCUUGGACUGUGGGAAAAGCUUUAGCUGCAGCUCACAACUCACUCAACAUCAGAGAACCCAUACGGGAGAAAGACCCUAUAAAUGCCUCGAGUGUGGGAAAAGUUUCAUUGCGAGUUCUCAUCUUGUUGCACAUCACAGAAUUCACACCGGUGACAAACUUCAGAAAUGCCUCAACUGUGGGAAAUGUUUCAUGUGGAACUCUACCCUUAUAAUACAUCAGAGGAUCCACACAGGAGAAAGACCUUAUAAGUGCUUGGUCUGUGGGAAAAGUUUCACACUAAGAUCAUGCCUGAAAACACAUCAGGUAACCCACACGGGAGAAAGACCCCAUAAGUGCUUGGACUGUGGGAAGAGUUUCACACUGAGAUCAAACCUCAUUAAACAUGGGAGAAUCCACACAGGAUCUAAACUUCAUAAAUGCCUUGCCUGUGGAGAAAGCUUCAUUCAGCGAUCACACCUCAUUAAACAUCAGAGAAUCCACUAAAGUUUGAGAUUCAAUCGGAGCUCACACAUCAGUGAUCCAUACAACAGAGAGAGCUUGAAUGUGGGGGAAGGUUCAUUUGGUGCUCCCAGAGUAUCAGGCACCCGCAAAUCUAAAUAGGGAAGAAACCUCUGAGAUGUUCUCAGUGUGGAAAAUGCUCCAAGUGGAGCUAAGACAAAGUUGGACGUGAGAGACUCCUCCACACAGUACGGAAAUUUUCUCAGGGCUCUGACUAAGCCAUAGUUAUCAAUUUCCUCAUUCCCACACACAUCAGGGGCAUUUGGCUCCCAAGGACCCAGCUGCCCAUCACUGGAGUGAGGAUCCAGCAGCAGCUAGUCAGUGACCCUCUGGUUCUGCUUGGUCUAAGCAAACCCCAGGCAGAGAGGGAGAAGCCCUGAUCAGCCCCUCCUCCCUGCUACAGCCCUGGCUGCUGAGCUGAUGGGCCAGAGGGGAGAAGGGAGAGAGAGAAACUCCUCCAGCUGCUCCCUCUGCCCGGCUGAAGUUCCCCCGUCUCCCUUACCUUCCCAGCCGGGAUCCCCCUGCCAUGGAGAUGAGGAGAAGGACACUUGGGCCAGGCCCCACUUUCACUCUUGACACCCGUCUCCAUCCCCCAUCUUCCAGCAGCCCCUGGGCUGGGCUCCCCCACUUACCUGGAGCGUCCCUGGAGCUGGUUAUUCCUCCCCUCCCUGAAUCCCCCAGGGCGCUGGGCUCUGGGGGAUCAAAUAUUGAGGGACCAGGCUGACGGGUUGUGGGGAGGACACUGAGGAUUGAAUGGUUGGGGCUGGGGGAGCUGGGAAGCAGGAGGAACUGGGUGCUGGGGCUAUCGAGUGUUUAGGGAUCAUGGGAUAAGAGGCGAGGGAGAGCACAGGGGUAGAGAGAUGCUGCCUCUAAUCACUCACCCCCUCUGCCCCUUCUCCCUUCCCCCUCUGCAUUCAACCAGCACCACUGGGAGGGGCUGAUUCCCACAGGGCCCUUUGUGGGAGGCCUGGAGUUCCCACCUCUGCCUCCGCAGCAUCAGCCUCUGAACAUCUGUCUAUGGUAGGAAAAUGGUUGGGAUUAGCCAGCUCGUCUCCCCUGACCCUCCAACACUCUUUCUAGUCACACUGACCCUGAAGUAUAUUAUCUAUUCUGAUCCUCGCCAUGAGCAGAGUGAUCGUUAGUCCUUGAGUUCCCCCUUUGGGGCCGGAUUGUCUCAUUCCCAGCCAGUCUCACAUUACUCCAGGCUGUGCGGAAAAGCAUUGAGUGUGUGUAUAUUUUCUCCCUUAGGGGGCAGAACUAAACAGAUGUUAAAAAAGUGGGAGCAGGGAUAGUAAAAUGUGGUGUUUUAGCUUCUGUGCUAUUUCAGGGCAAUAGGGUGAGUUCGAGGUAUCCCCUCCUUCCUGUAUCACCAUCACCCUCCACACAGCAGCCUCUGUCCAAGCGAUGGAGAGUCUUAUCCUGUCCCUGUUCUACCCCUCUGCCUCCUAAGGUGUCACUUACCACCGUGUCCCUGGCUCUAGAUGCUUAAGAAUCAGCUUUGAUUUCUGUGAUCCUCCAUGAGACUUUGGAGGGCUGGAGAAGAAAGUGUCACAGACCUGCGAGGGAGGGGAAGGGAGGAAUCCCAAAGAACCUCAAAGCACAGUUUACCUUUCUGAUCUGUUUCUAUGUAUUGCUGAAAUUGCUUCCAGAGUUUUCUGUGCUAGUCUAGAUCAUUUGUAGAUGGGAAGGUUUUUUUUGUUUUUGUUUUUAUUUCUUAUGAUGAUGCUAAAACUUUUCAGAGUAGCAGCCAUGUUAGUCUGUAUCCGCAAAAAGAAAAGGAGGACUUGUGGCACUGUAGCUCACGAAAGCUUAUGCUCUAAUAAAUUUGUUAGUCUCUAAGGUGCCACAAGUCCUCCUUUUCUUUUUGCUAAAACUUUUGUAACUCAUACAACCGAAUUAUUAGGCAAGAGGUGAAGCCGGGUUAGCCAGUUCAGAAGAAAAUGGCUACAUUUAUUUUCCUGAUUUUGAGUCUUCAGGUUCUCUGAGAUUUCACUUUCUGAAUGUAAAAGUGUUUUAUAGCCCACCCUGGAGUGUGGGUUUUUCUCUAGUCCAGAAAGCUGUUUGGUCACAGACUUUGAUAUUAGCUUAGUUUAGAUGUAGCUCAGAUUUAUGGAGGACUUAAUGAAUGCCAGAAUAGUCCUUUUGUAUUUUAUUUUCACCGUAUUCUACCCUUUGUGAUGUGAACUUUGUUUUAUUUGAAGAAUGGCAAAGGUCUGUGUGUCUCAGCACAUACACUGCGGGUGCCAGCUCGCGUCACGUCCGAGAGGCAGAGAUGGAAACGGGGAAUGAAAUCACAGCCUGACCCCUGCAGUGACGUGACUUAGGGCCCAGCCACCCUGCAGAGGCUGCUGCGGCGGAAUUGCACUGAUGCAGCUUUUGCGCUUGGAGGGGGACGCUACGUGGACCAACCAUCGGCGUAGAUCACCCACCUCCCCAAGAGGCGGCAGCUACGUCGAUGGGAGAAGUCCUCCUGUUGCCAUAGUGCUGUCUACACCAGAAGUUAGGUUGGUACAGCUGCGUCGCUUGGGGGUGUGGAGUUUCACAAGUGACGUAGGUUGCGAGUGCAGACCAAGCCGCAGCGUCAGGAGGAGAAGAGGGUGGGAGGUGAGGAGAACAGAGCUGGGAAAUGGCUGGGUUUGCUCUUCAGAGCCAGACGGCUGAGGCUGAGAACUGUGAACUCGCUGCACCAGAGUCAGAGAGACACUAGACCUGACCUAUGAGUGUUGUGUGAAGCUUCCCCUGCAAUCUAAAGGACCAUGAACGACACCCCAAAAAUGAUUGGGGGAGGGGGCAGCGUCCCCCUGUUGCUGAGGUGCCGAGUUUGGGCACAGGCAAGAAGGGAGCCAGGGAUGUCAAGAGACUUGGGCAGCCUUGAAUCCAGGCCAACCCCUAGCAUUGAGGCCAGAGGGAGAUGAGGAGCCCUAGAGCCCUGCUGGUCACCCCCUCCCCAUCUGCCGCGGUGUCCUGUGUGGGGACGAGAGAAACUGUCUCUGCCCCACUCACCCCACACUCAUCCCUCCUUCCUGAGAUCUUUGGAUUCCCUGCUCUCAGAGUGUUUCCUUUUGUGAUGGGGUCCCAGUGUCUCUCGUGGCUUCUCACCACUUUUCUAUCAUUCAUACGUGUGGCUCUGUUUUUGGUUCUUGUGAGAGUUGGGCGUGGCACUGUGCUGGGAUGGAACCGAAAAGUACCCCCCUGAGCUGGGCUGGGGGUGGGGAAUGGAGUCUGUCUUUGUUUGUCCUUUGGAAUAAUAAAGUAGCAUUUAGUUUCUCCCAC
Chelonia mydas (Green sea turtle) is the source of this 5992-nucleotide messenger RNA. Its product is annotated as zinc finger protein 420-like. Bases 422 to 2704 code for a protein of 760 amino acids. Gene Ontology annotation, molecular function: DNA-binding transcription factor activity; RNA polymerase II cis-regulatory region sequence-specific DNA binding. Gene Ontology annotation, biological process: regulation of transcription by RNA polymerase II. The record is from RefSeq and is a predicted model, not a curated record. NCBI's taxonomy places the organism in Eukaryota, Metazoa, Chordata, Testudines, Cheloniidae. The transcript has 4 exons.